AUGGAGAAUGUUGUCAUUGCCAAGAAUUCAUCUCCUUUGGAUGACCAUAUCACUUCUGCUCCUCCUUCCUCUCUUCUUCCUCUGCUUCCGCAUAAAAGGGCAGCUAGAGGAUGGAGAUCUGUAAAAUACAGUCUUGUGUAUCUACAAAUAAGAUUCAACAUGGAUGGUAUUCAAUUGGUUAAUGUGUUCAAUAUUUGGUCUGGUUCCACCAAUGUUACACCCUUGUUUGGUGCUUUCUUAUCUGACGCAUAUCUGGGAAGGUUCCGCACUCUUCUUUUAGGCUCCAUGUCCUCUUUCCUGGGCAUGGCGAUCCUGGCCCUAAUUGCAAGCAUACCAAAGUUAAGACCCCUCGACUAUCCUGGAGAAUCCAAUUGCCAAAAGCCUCAAGAUUGGCAGCUUGCAGUCCUCUAUUUUGGUCUGGGAUUGCUUGCCAUGGGAGCUGGAGGUGUUAGGCCUUGCAACAUUGCCUUUGGAGCUGAUCAGUUCGACACCAGAACUGAAAAGGGACGAGCCCAGCUAGAGAGUUUAUUCAACUGGUGGUAUUUCUCUUUCAUAGUGGCUCUCGUGGUGGCUCUCACUGCAGUGGUCUAUGUUCAGACCAAUGUUAGCUGGGUUAUAAGUUAUGCUAUCCCAGCUAUCUGCCGGUUCUGCUCUAUUAUCGUUUUCUUGAUUGGCAAACACACCUAUAUAAUCACAAAGCCCCAAGGAACUAUUUUCGACGAUAUGGCCAAAGUGAUUGUAGCUGCCCAUCAGCAUGUAGUAAAGCUUACUCGCACAGAUAUGCUCAAGUUCUUGGACAAGGUUGCUCUAAUUGCUGAUCCAAGUGAAUUGGAUGACAACGGCUUGCCCAAGAGAAUCGGUUGCUUCAUUACUAUGGACCAAAUGAAUACUUUUGGCUUGAUGCAAGCAAUUCAGUCGAACAACGAAGUCCACAAGUUUAAAAUCCCACCAGGUUGGAUGGGCCUUAUGUCGAUGAUUUGCCUUUCAGUAUGGAUAUUCGUUUACGAGCAAAUUUACCUGCCUCGAGUAAAGAAAAGGUCAAAAAAGAAUAUUAGAUUGACAAUGAGACAGAGAAUCAACGUUGGUAUUGUAAUGGCAAUCCUGUGCAUGGUGGUGGCUGUAAUUGUUGAGAAGAAUCGCCGGGAAGCAUUUGCCCUUUCGGGUCUUAACGAAGCAUUUGCUGCUGUUGCUUUUAUGGAAGAUUAUAACAACCAUUUGCCAGAAACCAUGAGGACUCUUGCUGGGGCCAUCUUCUUUCUCAGCUUCUCUGCAUCCAGCCACUUCAACACGGCCAUUGUCAAUCUAGUUCACCAUGUGACUUCAAACCAUGGGACAAAACCCCCCUAG
Molecule: messenger RNA, 1347 nt
Organism: Dovyalis caffra
Lineage: Eukaryota; Viridiplantae; Streptophyta; Magnoliopsida; Malpighiales; Salicaceae
Source: the annotation of a GenBank genome assembly